Molecule: messenger RNA, 3259 nt
Organism: Fukomys damarensis (Damara mole-rat)
Lineage: Eukaryota; Metazoa; Chordata; Mammalia; Rodentia; Bathyergidae
Gene: Nudt12
Product: nudix hydrolase 12
Exons: 7
Coding region: 187-1692 (501 amino acids)
Biological process (GO): NADP+ catabolic process; NAD+ catabolic process
Cellular component (GO): cytosol
Molecular function (GO): metal ion binding; protein binding; NADH pyrophosphatase activity
Source: RefSeq, a predicted model, not a curated record
AGCAGCAGCGGGGAGUUAGUAGUCCCCACGAUACCUUCUGGGGGUCGGUGACCAGUGUCCCGGGCUCGGCCGCUAGGUCGUGUGGCGCACCGUUGCGCGGGGUUGGCUGGUGCCGCGGCCGGUGCGGUGCGUCUCCUGGGACGGGUGGCUCCUAAGUCCUCUGGUGGAGUUUCCACCGCAAGUUAGAUGGGGCAUUUUAAAAAGAAGAAGAAAGAAAGGGGGAGAAAGCGCUACUUCGGAUGUAAUUUCAUUUUUUUAAAAGGAAUCUCACAGAGUGGCAAGAAAGUAAACCCUAAGGAAGAAAUGUCUUCAGGUAAAGGAAAUCCAAAACGGGAAAUAAUUUCUGAAUUUCACAGUGCAGCUGCUGAAGGAGAUAUUGCCAGGUUAACAGGAAUACUCAGUCAUUCUCCAUCUCUUCUCGAUGAAACUUCUGAAAAUGGCUGGACCGCUUUAAUGUACGCCGCAAGAAAUGGGCAUCCAGAUGUUGUCCAGUUUCUGCUUGAGAAAGGGUGUGAUAGAUCACUUGUCAAUAAAUCAAGGCAAACUGCACUGGAUAUUGCCGUAUUUUGGGGUUAUAAGCAUACAGCUAACUUACUAGCUAAUGCUAAAGGUGGAAAGAAGCCUUGGUUCCUAACCAAUGAAGUAGAAGAAUGUGAAAAUUAUUUUAGCAGAACACUACUGGAUCGAAAAAGCGAAAAAAGAAAUAAUUCUGACUGGCUACUAGCUAAAGAAAGCCAUCCAUCUACAGUUUAUGUCCUUUUCUCAGAUUUAAAUCCCUUGGUCACUCUAGGUGGCAAUAAAGAAAGUUUCCAACAACCGGAAGUCAGGCUUUGUCAGCUAAACUACAUAGAUGUAAAAGAUUACUUGGCUCAGCCUGAGAAGAUCACCUUGAUUUUCCUUGGAGUAGAACUUGAAAUGAACAAAAGGUUACAUAAUCAUGCUGAAGAAGUCCCAAGAGAGGAGGAAGAUGGGUUGGUUGCAUGGUUUGCUCUAGGUAUAGAUCCUAUUGCUGCUGAAGAAUUUAAGCAAAGACAUGAAAAUUGUUAUUUUCUUCAUCCUCCAAUGCCAGCUCUUCUGCAGUUGAAAGAAAAAGAAGCUGGAGUUGUAGCUCAAGCAAGAUCUGUUCUUGCCUGGCACAGUCGGUACAAGUUCUGCCCAACCUGUGGAAGUGCAACUAAAAUUGAAGAAGGUGGCUAUAAAAGAGUGUGCUUGAAAGAAGACUGUCCUAGUCUCCAUGGUGUCCAUAAUACAUCAUACCCCAGAGUUGAUCCAGUAGUAAUCAUGCAAGUUAUUCAUCCAGAUGGGACCAAAUGUCUUUUAGGCAGGCAGAAAAGAUUUCCCCCAGGCAUGUUUACGUGUCUUGCUGGAUUUGUUGAGCCUGGGGAGACAAUAGAAGAUGCUGUUCGGAGAGAAGUAGAAGAAGAAAGUGGAAUCAAAGUUGGCCAUGUUCAGUAUGUCUCUUGUCAACCAUGGCCAAUGCCCUCCUCCUUAAUGAUUGGUUGUUUAGCUGUGGCAGUGUCUACAGAAAUUAAAGUUGACAAGAAUGAAAUAGAGGAUGCCCGCUGGUUCACUAGAGAACAGGUUGUGGAUGUUCUAACCAAAGGGCAGCAGCAAGCCUUCUUUGUGCCCCCAAGCCGAGCAAUUGCACAUCAAUUAAUCAAACACUGGAUUAGAAUGAACCCCAGUCUCUAAAUCAAAGCAGUAGGCUUUGAGUAUAAUUCUGUUCCUAAUACUGCUUUUCAAUUGAGAUUUCAAAUAUUUAGUGCUUUUUAGAGUGUCAUAACACAAAAUAUGCUGGCUGUCAGAAUAUUUUCAGAGUGUUCUCUCCAUUAGCCACAGAAUUCACAUUUUUAUAAAUUUCAGUUUUGCCUCAGAUUUCCUUAAAUUUGGAUGAGAGUUUAAAGUUUUUUGAUUAUGCAUCACAGUUUUAUCUUACAAACCAUAUUUCUAAUAAGAGACUUCAUGUUGUAAAGAAAUGUGUUCUAGAAAUGUGAAUAAGCCUAAAUUUCAUUCCUCUUAUAAGUUUUAGUCUGCUCACUGAAGUUCCUUGUGUGAGAAAUGAAACAGAAUUUUAAUGAAUUUGAGCCUAUAUUGAUUUUUACUUAUUUAAUUACCAUAAAAGUCCUUUAAGUUAUCAAGAUCUGAUUUUGCUCAGCUCUCUGUUGCAGUUUAAUUUGACUUUAACACAUUCUAAAAAGCUUUAGUAAACUGAGUGCAUUUUAGAGUUAAAUCAGUGAGAUUCUAGAGAAAGUAAAUUGUUGUAGUUUACAAUUUUGUAGUAUAGAAACAUAUUUUACAAUGCUGUUUUGAAAUUGUUUUAAAAGAUAAUUUAUAAAUGUACAAAUUUAUUCAAUUUAGCUCUUUAAUCUUAUAUGUUACAAUUGAAAGAGACUUUGAGAUAAUAUAUGAACUUCAUUGCUUUUAUUUUAUAGUUAAUUAAAAGAAAAUCCUGGAAGGUAUAAUUCACUAAUUGAUGAAAAUUGCACCAAUAAUUAAUUAUAACAGCCUGUGCUGUGUAAACCAGGGCAAGAGUCACCCUCUAGCAGUAAUAAAAAGCUUUUACCAAAAAUGUAUGUUGAACAGAUUAAGAAAAAGGAAUGAAAAGAAUAAAUUUAGCUUGCCAAAUAUUGCUAAACCUUUAGGUAUAAUACUUUAGUAUUUAUCUUAAAAAGAUAACUUUGUUGGAUGAAACUUGUACUAAUGAACCAUUUUUAGUAGUUAAUGGAUUCUUAUUGAUAGCAGAACUUUAAACCAAAUGAAGACUUACAGAGGUCCUUUAUAGGCGUGAUAUAGUAGUGACUGCAUGGAAAGUAAGGUACUUUGGUUAUUAUGAAAUGUAAUGACUUAUGGUUCAGUUUUACUCCAAAUGUACUUUUAAUACUAGCAGAUUCUAAUAUUACACAGUAAAAUUCCAUGUUCACCUAGUGUUAUGGUUGGAAAGUAAAAUAUAAAGUGUCAACAAAUAUAGUUGUAAAUUUAGUUUCAGAUAUUUAAUUUGUCCUUGUGGAAAAAUCAGUAUCUAAAUAAAUUACUGGUUUAAUAAUUACUACUAAGUUGCUAACCUCUGAGAGGUGAAUAGGUACAUGUAAAUAGAAGGAAUAGCCAAUUCAAAAAUGAUAAAGGUGGGUCAUGAAUGUAUUCUAAUGGAAAUGAAUGUGACAUUAAAAUAUUUAUUUUCUGUUUUGUGUGCUUUACAUUUUUUAAUGUUUUGAUAGAUUUCUUUUGACAAGUGGAAAAAUCCCCGUUUUAGUCAUUAUCC